This is a messenger RNA of Schistocerca nitens (vagrant locust), 1591 nucleotides long. Its product is annotated as CD82 antigen-like. The transcript has 5 exons. The coding region runs from base 7 to 840 and encodes 277 amino acids. Lineage: Eukaryota; Metazoa; Arthropoda; Insecta; Orthoptera; Acrididae. The record is from RefSeq and is a predicted model, not a curated record. Gene Ontology annotation, cellular component: membrane.
GCCGAGAUGCCGAGUGACCUCCGCAUCGGGAAGGCAGUGCUGUUCUGCUCCAACAGCGUAUUCGUGGUGGUGGGCCUGAGCGUGGUGGCGGCGGGCGGCGUGCUGCUGACCGACUCCGGCCGCGUGCUGCUGUCGCGCCUGCUGACGUCACACGACGCGCCGCGCCAGCCGCUCUUCUACUACGUGGGGCUGGCCGCCGUCUGCGCAGGCGUCGUCGUGGCGGCCGGCGGCGUGCUGGGCUGCUGGGCCGCCAGCCUGCACAGCCGCUGCUUCCUCGCCGUGUAUCUGUUUGUGCUGGUGUUGUUACUGCUUGCUGAAUGCUCUGUCGGAGUGUUGGUAACAGUGUGCCCUCGGUACCUGGGGGUUGGACUGUCUGCUGAGGAUCUUAUGGAUAACCUACAACGCUAUUAUGCCACUCCAGGAGCAGACCAGUUUACAGCAGCCGUUGAUCUGGCACAGGCGCAGCUCAAAUGCUGUGGAAUGACACAACCAUCAGAUUAUGAAAUGUCAUGGUGGAAACUGAGAGAUAUUGGUCAGAACGAGCUUAUAGUUCCGCUGUCUUGUUGUAUACUGAAAAACAAAGAUGAUCAUGGGGCAUUUCUUGAUCCUAUACCACAGAACAACUCGCUCUGCCAGUCAGUAGAUGAGACCAUCAACAAUAAAGCACGACAUACUGAGGGGUGUUCAAAGAGGCUAGAGGCUUGGCUAAAGCAGCACAGUGCUAUGUUUCUAGCUGGGAGUUUGACACUAGUACUGGUAGAGUUGUCUGUUGUCUUGAGCACUUUGCUUGUAUGUGUGAAACUGCCGCGCGAUCCAUCUCAUCUGGAUCGACCUGCGUGAAGGCGGCUAGACCUCCCAGGAUGUGACUUUACAAAUGCAGAAACAGCAUAUCCUUGGGAGGAUCGUCACUGGAGUAGAGGAAGAUGUGGAACAUUCUGCUAUGCUCCCAGUGCUGAAAUAAUAGCUCGCGUAACUGCAAAGCAGAACCCUCCCAGUGUUGCAGGUACUGACAGAAGAAGGUGGUGCAUUUAUGAGAGUGACAUUUCCUCAUAUACUGCUAGUCUGAGAUUCUUGAAUCCACAGAGUAGGCUAAAUGUAACUGAUGUAACAGAAACUGGCAGUAUGAUUUGGUAACUCAUUUCCAGAAUUACCUUAUACCGCUAAAAUAAUAUGCACUGGUUAAAAGCUACUUGUGGUACACAGUGAAAGUAGAAUAACUAGUUCAAAACAUAUGUUUUUGAAAUAAAUGCCAUACCAAUAUUGCAGUUCUUGUGUUUAACAAGAGCACAUGAUGAAUGAAGACUUUCAAAGCAAUAUAAUGUUAUGUAAAUAUUGUAGAUACUUGUAUAAUUUAAUUAAAACACCAUUUAAUAUAGACUGCUGUAGCUGUUAGCCCUGUGUCAGCUCUGUGGUUUAUGUUCCUCUGAUGUAAGAGUCAAUGUAAUGUUAUGUAAAUAUUGUAAGGUAGUGGCAUAUUUUAAUUAAAAACAAAUCUGAUUAUCCACUACUGCAGAUUUUGGUGCUUUAUUUUCGUCUGACGUCUUCAAAUUUAUUAUUUGAAAUCCUGUGAAAUACAAAUAUACUUCGCCAU